Messenger RNA from Rotaria sordida, 1446 nucleotides. The record is from the annotation of a GenBank genome assembly. NCBI's taxonomy places the organism in Eukaryota, Metazoa, Rotifera, Eurotatoria, Philodinida, Philodinidae.
AUGGCCGAACAAGAACAAGCUGAGCUUAAAGAUACUAAUCAAAUUGAAUCAGAUGUUGAUCAAACAACUAAAUCAACACAAAAAAAAACAAAGGACAAAGUAACACCUGUAGCAGCUUCUACUGCUGCAACGACUGAUGUACCUGAUGGAAGUGGACAAAAUAAUAAUGCACGCUCAACAGAAUCAGUACAAAGUUUAUUAAAAAAAAUCGUUCUAGCUGAACAAGCUAGUGUUGCUAAUAAUAGUCGAAGUGCACCAAAAUCUGAUGAAGAAGCUGCAUCGAGACAAGAAUGGAAAUUUUGGCAUACACAACCUGUACCAAGUAUUGGAACAAGAGUAACAUCAGAAAAUAAUGGACCUGUAGAACCAAACAAACUUCUUGAAGAACUCAAAGCAGAACCAUAUAAAUUACCAGAUGGAUUUAUAUGGGAUGAUGUUGAUAUACUUGAGGAUGAACAAUUAAAAGAAUUAUAUGUUCUUUUAAAUGAAAACUAUGUGGAAGAUGAUGACAAUAUGUUUCGUUUUGAUUAUUCAAUGCCAUUUUUACGAUGGGCUUUAUGUGCACCAGGAUGGAUUCGAAAAUGGCAUGUAGCUUUGCGUGUAACAAAAAGUCGUAAAAUGGUCGGUUUUAUUAGUGCUGUACCAAUUAAAAUGAAAGUUUAUGACAAGGAAGUUCAAAUGGUUGAAAUCAAUUUUUUGUGUGUACACAAAAAAUUACGUUUGAAACGUAUGGCACCUGUUUUAAUUAAAGAAAUAACUCGACGUGUUAAUUUGGAAGGUAUCUUUCAAGCUGUUUACACAGCUGGUGUUGUUCUACCAGGUAUUGUUGGUAAAUGUAGAUAUUGGCAUCGAUCACUCAAUGUCAAAAAAUUAAUAGCUGUUAAAUUUUCUUAUUUGGGCAGAAAUAUGACAUUACAAAGAAUGCAAAAACUCUAUCGAUUACCCGAAGAAACACAUGUAAAAGGUUUUCGUGUAAUGCGUGAAUCGGAUGUUCCACAAGCUUUUGCUCUGCUUACUCAAUAUUUAAAACAAUUUGAUUUGUCACCUGUAUUUACUCAAGAAGAAUUUGAAUAUCUAUGCCAAAAUCGUUCAAAUAUUGUUAGCUCAUUUGUUGUUGAACAAGAAGAUGGUGAAAUAACAGAUUUUAUAUCUUAUUAUCAUUUAUCAUCAACAAUUAUGAGUCAUCCACAAUAUAAAACAUUAAAUGCAUGUUAUAUGUAUUAUUAUGCUGCAAGUCGUACACCACUUCCUGAUCUUGUUAAUGAUUGUCUUAUACAUGCACACAAUAAUGAUGUCGAUGUAUUCAAUGCACUUGAUGUAAUGGAUAAUAAAGAAUUUUUAGAAAAACUUAAAUUUGGUGUUGGUGAUGGAAAUCUUCAAUAUUAUAUUUACAAUUGGAAAUGUCCACAAAUGAAUCCCGAAAAGGUCGCAUUAUUACUACAAUAA